Molecule: messenger RNA, 1176 nt
Organism: Rhizoctonia solani
Lineage: Eukaryota; Fungi; Basidiomycota; Agaricomycetes; Cantharellales; Ceratobasidiaceae
Product: membrane-associating domain protein
Exons: 5
Coding region: 1-1176 (391 amino acids)
Source: RefSeq, a predicted model, not a curated record
AUGGCGCUCAUAGAUCACAUCACCAACGCGGUGAACAAGUUCAUCCCCCAAAAGAAGGAAGAGUUUCCGAAACCAUUGGCCACGGCUUCAGGAGGCAUCGGCCAUGGGAUGCAAUUUGACGAUGAUGUACGCUCUUCGCUCCACUGGCAGGUUCAGGGCAUGCCCCUAUCUAAACCAGCCAUUGUUUAUUACGCAUGUCAGAUAUUCUUCUCAUUCCUUGCGAUGUGUUGCUUUGCCUCUGUUGCGUCUUUCCAGGCAAAAUGGCAUGUUGGACCUUCUGGACUAUCUGGAUUCGCGAUAUUUGUGUCUGUUACGCUGCUGGUGCUAUCUAUAUUUUGUCUCAUGGUCCCCGUGAUCUAUGACAAAUAUGAUAGGCUUAUACGUUUGGCUCGGGCGUUGCAAGAAGUGCGCGUUGCGUUCAUUCUUGCUACUGCCGGACUAAUAUGGAGCUUGCUCAUAAGUUUUGUGACGACCAUCUCUGCGUUCACUCAAGCCGGCUGCAAGAACCCCGACAAUGAUCCAAACGCUGGUCUAGGCGACACGUACAAGCAACAACUCAAAGGAUGGUGCAGCACUAAAAAAGCCGGCGCCGUAUUCUUCUGGCUAGCAUUUGCUGCAUGGGUUGCCACAUUUGUCGUUGCUGUGCUCGAGUGGCGCUCGGGCAAAAUGCGCGGGUCGAGGAGGAACACUGGAAGAGAAGAAGGCUUUGUUCCGCCUAUGCAUGAUGACACGGAGAGUGUGUUUACACGCGAAUAUGAUAGGAGGCCAAACAACGAAGACGACGACGAAGAAGAUAUUGAUCACGAAAGGGACCAGCAUCGUAGUCCGUUUGCAGACCAAGCUCCUCAACUUCCUCCUCCAUCAUUUGCCGUCGAUCCUCAGCCCCGCGUCAGUAUGGACGCCUAUGGCGCGUUCAGUGAUCCUGUCCCGAGUGGAUAUGGAGGAAACGAUCCCACCUCGCCUGUCGGAGGAAUUCCGGUAAACCGACCCGUGUCUCAUAUCUCAGCAGUACCUUCGGACCCGUAUGCACAGAUUCGAGCCAAUCUCACAGGGGCAACCGCUGCAGGAGGCCAUAUCAGCCCCCAUAGUCCCAGACCCCCGCCCCUGCGACUGUUCCCACCCCUCCGAGCGGUUAUCCCCCAGCUCCUCCCAAUUACUCGGCUAGCCCUCCUCUGA